Messenger RNA from Drosophila busckii, 1489 nucleotides. RefSeq lists its product as uncharacterized. Gene Ontology annotation, biological process: peptidyl-glutamate ADP-deribosylation. The record is from RefSeq and is a predicted model, not a curated record. Bases 251 to 1285 code for a protein of 344 amino acids. Lineage: Eukaryota; Metazoa; Arthropoda; Insecta; Diptera; Drosophilidae. The transcript is spliced from 6 exons.
UCAUGGAAGAUUUACUGUGCUGAAUAAUUGUCCAAGAAAUCCAAGACGAAUGUUUAUAGCGCGCCGGCAAGCAACACAACAAAUACAAACUUUAGCUGCGGCUUGUUUAAAGCGCCAAAAAAACAAAAAAAAAACAAAAACUGUAAAAAAUUCACGUAAAGUUUUCAUUGUGGCCUCGUCGUGAAAGUUAGCUGCCCUCUCUGCGUGUCUGUCUACCAGUUGAAACAACAACAGCGAAAAGUUUGCCAAAAUGGCCAGCACGAAUGUCAAAAUCAUCGAGUCGAAACUGGAUCUGUUCCAGGCCCCACAGAACUAUGCAUUGGCACACGCCGUUGAAUCAUCAUUCAGCGCAUUGCGCGGCACCCUCGCCUGGCAGUUCGGCCUCAUCUUUGGCGAUGUGGAUGAGCUGCGUCGACGGCGCGUCACCAGCGGCAAUUGCGUCGUGCUGGAGCACAAUUCGCGUUUCGUUUACUAUCUGGUCACCAAAUCGAAUCUCUAUGCGGCCAGCACAUACGAUGAUGUUCAAGCGGCACUAAUUUGCAUGAGAGAACAUAUGCGCAAUCAUGAAAUCACCAAAGUGGCCAUGUCACGCAUUUGUUGCGGCAACGAUGGCCUUGAUUGGAAGCAAGUCAAGCGCAUUAUGCAGCAAAUCUUUUCGCACAGCGAAUAUCCCAUCGAGAUACUCGUGUGUGAACAUGACGACAUCUCAGACGAGCUUAAGACGCCCAAGUGUCAGAUUACGGAGGCCAAGGGCAAUUUGUUUAGUGCGCCGGAGAACUUUGCGCUGGUGCAUUCCGUCAGUGCUGACUUUGCCAUGUGCGCUGGCAUCAAUUUGCAGUUUCGCUGCAAGUUUGGCCAGGUGGAUGAGCUAAAGAAGCAGCAGAAGCACACAGGCAAUGUAGCAGUGCUGGAGCAGGGCGGUCGCUUUAUAUACAAUCUGGUGACCAAGGAGCGUUCACAUGAGAAGUGCACAUAUACAGCGCUCUAUUAUGCGCUGCUAGCGAUGCGUGGACACAUGCGUGAACAUAAUGUUACCAAGUUGGCCAUACCACGCUUGGGCUGUGGCAUUGAUCGCUUGGAUUGGCUGCGUGUGCGCAGUUUGCUCGAGUUGGUGUUUGUCAGCGAUCCUGUGGAUAUUAUAGCCUUUUUCUAUGAACCGCCCAGCAUGGUGCAGGAUACGAUUAAGGUCAUGUGCCCCACCUGCCACCACAUGAAGUUGAUGCAACUGCCACGCAGUGUCAGCUCAUCGAGACAGUCGCUCUAUCGCGAGAAGACGCCCUUCUGAGUGAAUCUAUUCACAAUUCGCUGAAUUUUUGUAUAUAAACAAAUGUAUUAAUUUAUAACGCUCGAAACUGGUUUGCAUGGGACUUGCACCGUUACUUAUCUAGUUGCUAAGGCUACGCUAUUGUUUAAGUUAAGCGCACAAAAAAGACAUUUUAAUCUAUAUUUAUGUUAUUUAUAUCAAGCGAAAUAAAUGUCAAGUAACCAA